AUGAUUCAAAAUUAUUGCUUCGUACUAUUAUUCGUUUGUCUAACAUGUACAUUUAUUAAUGGAGAAACUAUUUCUCAAUCAAAUGUUAUUGUUCGUGUCAGUAACAUGACUGAAUCAAUGAAACAAGAUGCAGUACGUAUUACUAAACAAGCAUUUAUUAAAUUUAAUGGAUAUUCAGAGAAAUCCCGUUCAACAUUAGCGAAAUAUAUUCGUUUUGAAUUCGAUAAAUUACAUAAUCCAUCAUGGCAAUGUAUACUCGGAAAAGAUUUUGCACUUUCAAUUACUACCGAAAAUCAAAAACGUAUUAUACUUGAUGUUGGUAAAGUUGCUGUACUUAUUUUUAAAGGAAAAUGUUAA
Messenger RNA from Adineta steineri, 357 nucleotides. The record is from the annotation of a GenBank genome assembly. NCBI's taxonomy places the organism in Eukaryota, Metazoa, Rotifera, Eurotatoria, Adinetida, Adinetidae.